GAUCAAAUUACAUCAACGGUGCAGAUUUGAUCUGAUACAGAUUCACAGGCUGAUUGUAUUUCCCUCUUUUCCUUCAUCUUCCUUCUUCACUUUGCCACGCUUACGCCAGAUAAGCGUUUUCUGUGAAGGGAUUCCCCUGCGACUACUCCUUUCCAGAGAGAGAAUCCCCACAAUCAAGGUUUUCUUUGGCUCCUUUCUUUUUCCUACUGUUUAAUCUAAUUUAUUAGUUGGUCAGGGAUGGCACACAGUGUUAAUGAGGUGUCGAUGCAUGAUGAAUCUGGUAGUCUCGGGGCCAUUAUAGAGAUCAAAAUAAAAACAAUGGAUUCUCAAACAUAUACCUUGCAGGUGGAUAAGCAGAUGCCAGUACCUGCCCUGAAAGAACGUAUUGCUUCCGUGACUGGCGUUGUAACGGAGCAUCAACGCCUGAUAUGUCGAGGAAAGGUUCUUAAAGACGACCAGCUGCUGUCUGCAUACCAUGUGGAAGAUGGUCAUACUUUACACAUGGUAGUUCGAGAACCAACUGCGUCAUCAUCUGGGAGCUUAUCUGCUGAUUCAGCUGUUGAUCAGUCUUCUAGUGGAAAUCGUGGCGAAUAUUAUCAAGUUGCUCCUGGUAUUGUUGUUGAAACUUUUAAUAUGCCUGGACAAGGGGAUAGAGUACUUCCAGAUCUUAAUCGGAUCAUAUCUGCUGUUCUUGGUUCUAUGGGCAUAACUAAUCCUGGAAAUGGCAAUGAAGGAACUGGUAUCAGGGACCAUGUUGGUGAUAGACCUGGAGAGACUUCUAUUCUGGAUGGCACUGCAAAUACAACCCACACACGACCUGAACAAUCUGGGACGAGAAGCUCUAAUGAUAGAUCUAGGCUGUAUAAUACUUUCGGAGUCCCUACCGGUUUAUCAUUUGGAUCCCUACAGGCCACGGUGAUUCCUGAUGCUCUUGCGACCUUAUCACAGUACUUAAGUCAUAUGAGACAGCAAUUUACAGACAGUGGAAGGGUUAGUGAAACCGAUAGUGGGGUUUCUCGUCCUGAAAAUGAAGGUGGAUCCAGUCACCUGGCACAAUCGGAGAAUGUACAAGAAGGGCUUCCUUCUCCGGCAUCGUUGGCAGGGUUGUUGUCUGCUACAAGGCAGCUGCUAAAUGAGCAAGUUGAAGAAUGUUUGCGUCAACUAGGAAGGCAGUUAGAUAAUCAGCAGAAUGUGACAGAUCCAGCAGCAAGGGUUACUGCUCAAGCUGAUGCAUUGAGAAAUGGGGUUCUUCUACAGAAUCUAGGUGCAUAUUUUCUUGAGCUUGGUCGCACAGUCACGACACUGAGACUUGGCAGAUCACCUUCAGAAGCUGUAGUCAACGCCGGCCCUGCAGUUUUUGUUUCUUCGUCUGGCCCUAAUCCACUCAUGGUUCAGCCUCUCCCAUUCCAGCCUGGAGCUAGUUUUGGUACCCCUAUUUCAGGAACGUUACAACCUGGCUCUGGUUUGGCUAAUGGAAUUGGUACUGGUUUUGUCCCUAGGCGUAUAGAUAUACAAAUACGAAGAGUAGGCGCAUCGACUCAUCAAACUGAACCUGCUGGAUCUCGGCAAUCUUCAGCCCAAAGGAAUUCUACGACCAAUAGCAGCGGAGAGGCGCUGAUCAACCAAUCUUCUACGGGGACCUCGGGCCUUCCUUCUUCAAAUAGUGGGCCAGCUGUUCGUAUAUUACCUUUCAGGACAAUGAUGGCCGCAGUUCCUGACCUGAAUCGCUCACCUCAAGACUCUUCUGGUGGUUCCUUAGGAUUAGUAUAUCCUGUUCUUGGAAGGUAUUCAAGCAUACCCUCUGCGAACUUGAGUAGUAGAACAGGAAAUCAAGUGUCUGAUGAACACCAGUCUACCGGCGUCCAGACACAGCCGCAUAGCAGUCCUGAAUCUGCAUCUUUGCCACAGAAUAGUGAAGGUGCUGCUGGAAAUGCAGGUAUUGGUAGGGGUCCAGCUUCUGGCCUGGGACAAAGAGAGUCAGUUUCAUCUCGCACCAUUGAUAUCAACAUCCUGUCUGCAGGAGGAAUUCAGGGUGAUGAGAAUUCUGAGGGGCAGAUCCCUCCGGGUAUUUUUCAAUUUCUGAGAGGACUGUUCCCUGGCAGUGAGUUCCAAGUAGAGAGUGUCAGUUCCCAGGGAACAGGAACAGGUACAGGAUCUGUUACAGAGCAGGAAAGGACUAGCAGUGCAGUUGCGCAGGAAGCAGAACCACCGAUGGCUACUGAAGAAGGAAUAUUCUUGUCUAGGAUGCUUGAACAGAUUAUGCCUUUGAUUUCUGAGAAUUCUGGUACAACAGCUCAAGGUGUUGCAUACUCUGGUGGACAUCACGGAGAUGGCUCCGCUUCUUCAACUCCAGCAGAGGAUUAUGAAGUUGGGACAUCACGGCGGGAAGCUGAUGCUAAUCCUGGUCCAAAUCCUAAGCGCCGAAAGACGGAAUGACCUUCAACAUUGGAAUGUCCUGGUGCUUGGAGAUAGAGUUCUCGCGGAACAAAAAGAAUCGCAGUUGAGUUUCUUGAAGCAAUAUAGACUUGAUGGGAGGCAGGCAUAAAUUUGCUAGGCUCUAUUUUUGGUCUUUGCCUUAGAACAAUUUGGGCACCUGAAGGAGGAGAGGUUGUUUUUUGUUCUUUUAAAUCCUAUUUUUAUAUUUAAUAUUAUAUUUUUCUCCUCAAGUACUCUUUGUACAUGCAAUGCACAGAUUAUACAGAUAUACAUCUUUCGCUACUUAAUCACCUUUGAGGAUAUUCAA
This is a messenger RNA of Spinacia oleracea (spinach), 2743 nucleotides long. RefSeq names its product ubiquitin-like domain-containing protein CIP73. The transcript is spliced from 16 exons. The record is from RefSeq and is a predicted model, not a curated record. Gene Ontology annotation, biological process: ERAD pathway. Bases 238 to 2436 code for a protein of 732 amino acids. Gene Ontology annotation, cellular component: BAT3 complex. Lineage: Eukaryota; Viridiplantae; Streptophyta; Magnoliopsida; Caryophyllales; Amaranthaceae. Gene Ontology annotation, molecular function: polyubiquitin modification-dependent protein binding; misfolded protein binding.